UUGAUUGGACGAUUCUCUCGGGUGUGACUUGAUUUGAACUCUGGUAAAGGGCACUUUCUGUAAAAGGAAAUAUUGACUGUGACGUCAGGAUAUUUACAACCCAUAUUUGGAAAACAUUAAAUUCUUAAACUUUAUUGAGAACUGUUUUGAUAUUGCGAGUAAUCGUUACCAUAGAAACUCAAAAGAAGAUUAUAAACGUAAUAUUCUCUAAAAUCUAACCGAAAAUAUUUUUCGAAAGUAGUUUAACAAACACAUGUUACUGAAACUUUCGGCGCCAAACCAUGCUCUCAGAAGGGGAUUUCCAAAUAUGAAUCAUCACUAUUAACACGUGGAAGUUUUGAGACUAAUAAUAAAGCAGUAAUACGAUGUCCACCAGUAGAAUUUUAUCAUCAGGACAAGGCAUACCAAGUAGAACUGUUACAUCAUCUGGGGCAGCAUCAUUUUAUACCAGUGAUGGCGAUAGUAUCAUAGGGGCUGAUGAUGAAGAUGAAAGUUUACAUGAAAAUCAUAUUAAUCCUGUACGACAGAGAGCAGAAAGUUCUACAAUUAAUGACCAGAUUUAUAUGAGUAUAUUUUGGCAAGGUGGACGACUUGGUCUGGCCUAUUAUGAUAUAGAAUCCACACAGAUACAUAUGAUGAUGGACAGUAUUGAACAUGACGACUUUUCUCUGUUACAGCGAGUGAUACGACAGAUAAAUCCUGUGAUCGUUGUACUGAGUUCUAAACAAGAUGACAGACUGAUUAAAACACUCAAGCCUAUAGUUACUAUGGAAACAGAGGAUGAAGCUGAAGAUGUUUUACAGUUUUUGCCCAGCAUUGAUUUCAGUGCUGAUAUUUGUAAGAGAAGAAUAUUAAAUCUCGACUUGCCAUCUCUCCCUAAGCACUAUACAGAAUCAGAGAGAACUUUGUAUAUAUCGUCACUGGUACCAUUUGAUAAUCAAUGUAUGAUCAGAGCAACAGGAGGCUUGUUAAAAUACCUGGAGAAAAUGAGAGUUGGUAUAGAACUUGAGGAUACAGAUGUCAGAGUACCUGUACUGGAUAUAAAAACUUUCACUUUGGAAGACCAGCUUCUCCUAGAUGACAUUGCUUUUUGUUCCUUGCAGAUUUUCCACAAAGAAUUACACCCAUCUGUGUACAAAUCAGGACAAACUGGUGCAAAAGAAGGACUCAGUCUCUUUGGUAUACUGAACAGGUGUAGAUCACAGAUAGGUAGCAGGCAAAUGAGGGUGUGGUUUUUGAGGCCAUUAAGAGAUCAGUCGGUAUUGAAGCAGCGCCAUGAUGCAGUAUCAUUCUUCAUCACUCCAAGGAACAUAGAAAUAGUGUCUGCUCUGUCUGAUAACCUAAAACAUGUCAAAGAUAUACAGAGGGUUCUCUCAAGAAUGCAGCAAUCUCAGGCUUCAAUUGGUGAUUGGCAGGCUCUUUAUAGAACCACAUACCAUGCAAUAAGUAUAGGUGACUUAUGUAAAAGUCAGUCACAGUCUAUAGAUAUAUUUAAAAAGGUGUCUCUUAAAUUUGGAGAGGAACUGCACAGAAUUGCAAAUCUGAUAAGUAAAAUUGUAGAUUUUGAUGAGAUGAGUGUACAGAACAGAUUUGUAGUUAAUCCUAAUGUAGAUGAAGAUUUAGACGAAAAGAAGAGAAAAUACAACGGUUUACCAGAUUUUAUGACACAAGUUGCUAAGGAGGAGUUGAACAGAUUGAGUGAAGAUAUAGCAGAAUGCAAUGUUAUAUAUCUACCUCAGCUUGGAUAUCUGCUAGCAAUCCCUAAACCCAGUGAUGGUUCAGAUGAUCAGUAUGUCAUGGAAGAUCUAGAAUUUGUGUUUAUGUCCAACAAUAUGUUGCACUAUAGAAGUGCUAGAACUAGAGAGCUGGACAUGUUACUAGGAGAUACUCAGUGUGAUAUACAAGAUCAGGAGACCAGUAUAAUGCACAAGCUACAGAACUCCAUCCUAGAACAUACAAAGGCUUUACUGGAAGUUUUGGAGCUAUGUGGAGAACUAGACUGUUUAUUGGCAUUUGCUACUUGUGCGAAAGAGUUUAAUUAUGUUAAACCGAAGCUGGUACCAGAAAAUGUUAUAGAUAUCAAAUCAGGCAGACAUCCACUUCAAGAAUUGUGUUGUAGUCCUUUUGUACCAAAUGAUGUAUGCAGUGGCCAAGAUUAUAGUAAUAUUAAAAUCCUGACCGGUCCUAAUGCCUGUGGGAAAAGUGUUUACUUAAAACAGGUAGCAGUGAUAGUAUAUAUGGCCCAUAUAGGCAGCUUUGUUCCUGCAGAGUCAGCAUCAAUUGGUCCUAUAGAAAGAAUAUACACCAGAAUACAGUCCCUGGACAGUGUGUCUGUUGGACUGUCAACAUUUAUGAUUGAUAUCAACCAGAUGUCUCAGGCUUUGAAGAGUGCCACAGAGAGUAGUUUAAUCAUAAUUGAUGAGUUUGGUAAAGGCACGGAAAUGGUGGAUGGGAUGUCCUUACUGUGUGGAUGUUUAACUUAUUGGUUAGAGAUGGGAAAGCGUUGUCCACAUGUUUUUGUAUGUACACACUUCCACAGUUUGAUCAACCAGCAUUUACUGCCAAAAUCUCCAAAGAUUAAAUACAUGACAUUAGAAACUGUUCAUGAUGGGGAAGAGUUACUGUUCCUUUAUCAUUUAGUAGAGGGUCAUACAAACUCCAGUUAUGCCAGCCAUAUAGCCCUACAAGCUGGACUACCACAGGAAAUAGUCAAACGUGGAACGGAGGUAUCCGAGCUGAUUAGACAAAACAAACCAAUAGAGAAAGUUGAUUCUGAGGGCACUGAUACACAGUAUAAAAGGAGUAAAAUGAUAGUAGACAGAUUUUUAGAGUUGGACCUGGACAAUGGUGACCUCAUUUCUUUCCUUUCAAAUGUGGUGUUACCAAUUAGUGAAGGACAAAUAUAAUACGUUGAUUAAUUGUGAACUGCAAUAGCAAAAUUUGUUGAUAUCAAAUUUUAUGUACUGAUAGAUAUAAUUUACAAUUAUGUUUUAUUAAGCCAUAUAUAAUGAAUUGUCUAGUUCUCUGGACAUCAUCAUGUUACAAAAAUAUAUUAAUUGAUAGCUCAUAUUUUUUGAAGUCAUACUAGUAAUAUAAUUUAUUCUUGUUGUAAGUGUUUGAAUUUCCUUUUUAUGCCCCAUUUAUUGGCGUUAUGUUUUCUGGUCUCUGUCCCGCUUCAGGUUAAAGUUUUUGGUCGAGGUAGUUUUUGAUGAAGUUGAAGUCCAAUCAACUUGAAACCUAGUAAACAUAUUCCCCAUGAUAUGAUCUUUCUAAAUUUAAUGCCAAAUUAAAAGAUUUUAUCCCAUUUACAUGGUCCACUGAACAUAGAAAAUGAUAGUGCAAAUGGGAACACAUUCUUGUGUAUUGCUAUUUUGAAAAUAAGAGACAACUCCCAAUUAGAAAAUUAAUUUGUCCUAGAGUUCAACAAUAUAUGUAACCUCACAUUGUCAUUGUAUUUGAAAUUAUUUAAAUACAAUGGAAUGCUUGAAAAUUUCUAUCUGAACUAUAUGUAUAGCAAAGAUUUUGAUCUAGGUCAAAACUGAUUGUUAAAAUAAUGUGCCAUAUUAAGUAAGUACCUACUUUUCAACAACAUAACACAGCAUAAAUGUCCGAGAACCAACAAAACAUAAAUGUCUUGAGAACCAAUUUUGGUUGUCUAAUGAAUAUUUCAAUACACCAAUUGAAGUAAUAUUUACAAUCUAUUCUUCAUUAAAUUCCCCAAAUCACAUUGGUUAUUUCAAAAACCAAAGACAAAAAUAAAUGAUUCUAAAGAUAGGAAGAAAGGGGAAAUCUGAGAAUGAACCUCAAAUAAGCUCAUUAAUUACAAAUUGGUCAGAAUUCUAGUACUGUUUAAACACUUUUGAUAUGUAAGUGUUGUCCCUGAACAAAAAGAUUAAAUUUUUUUGCUUGGUUGUAUGGUGUAGCAUUUGUAGCUUUGCUUUUUAAUGUCGAAUAAUGUUUUUGUAACAUUUAAUAGUCAUUAUGAUUUUAGUUUUAAUACAUGUCAAAUUAUUUAUCUAUUUUAAUGUUCACUUUGAUGAUAUAUUAU
This is a messenger RNA of Mytilus trossulus (common blue mussel), 4048 nucleotides long. RefSeq names its product mutS protein homolog 5-like. The transcript has 28 exons. Gene Ontology annotation, biological process: chiasma assembly; mismatch repair. Gene Ontology annotation, molecular function: ATP binding; mismatched DNA binding; ATP-dependent DNA damage sensor activity. Gene Ontology annotation, cellular component: nucleus. The record is from RefSeq and is a predicted model, not a curated record. Lineage: Eukaryota; Metazoa; Mollusca; Bivalvia; Mytilida; Mytilidae. Bases 366 to 2906 code for a protein of 846 amino acids.